UAAAUUUAAUGAAAGCAAUAGAAAGAAAGCAAUAAAUUAAGAGAAAUAACUAUUAAUAUAUAAAUUAAUAGAAAAUUUAAUUAAUUAUUUGAGAAAUAGUAUUGAAUUAAAUGAAAAUAAUUGCAAAUAAUAAUAAUGAGUAUAAAUAGUGGUUCUAAUGGUUCUAAUGAUUGUAUUAUUGAAUGUAUUGAUGAAUAUUCUCCUCCAGUAAGUCCUGCACUCAAUGUAUUUAACACUACUAUAGAUGAUAAAAAGCAUUCAAAACAAUCAAACAAUUGGUUUAAUGAAUCGGAUAAAAGUCGUAAAGAUUUGAAUGAAGCCGUCGAGACCUUACUCUCUAUUAGCCAAUUGUCCCGUCAAUGUAGUGAUGGGUUAAUCAAAUGCAAGUCUAAACAGUCAUCGACUGUUAUAACAGACAAUUUGGGAACUCCUCCGCAAUCUGAAGAUGAGUUAGACUCCAACACUAACGAUGAAACCUAUUUAUCUGAUAUUAAUAGAGAAAUAAAAGUCGAUAACAAAAGCAAUUCAGAGUUAGCCCGGCUCUUAUUGACUCCAACACCACCGCUCACACCUAAUUGUAAUCAACUAAAAGCAGUUCCCGUUUCUGUCAUAAUGAAAGCACCAUCUUUUCAACACAGACAUAAAAAACCCAUUUCUCUAAAUAGUGGGUUUCAUGAAAAUCAACCAAUAAUUAGUAGCAAUUUAUUUGCAAAACCACUAAAAGCUAGUCUCCCGAAACCCUCUACUUAUUCAUUAAUAAAACCUCAAUUGAUUGCACCAUUACCUGCACCUAACUGUUCGCAAAUUGCACCUAAAUCCGCACAAACUUUAUUUUUGGCAUCAAUUCCUACAUCUUACUCACAGUCAAACACGACAGUUAUACCUAUUCCUCCCGGAGUCGUUCAAUUAGUUGUGACAUCAGCACAACCAAUGACUGGAAGUAAUUCAAAUAUAAAUGACUUUUACAAAAGUGGUCAAUCAUUUAUCCUAACAUCACCUCUUCCUUCAUUUACACCUCAUGUUAAUCCAUUGCCAUUUCCAGCAACCAAUUCAUUAAAUGUGACAAAAAAGACAAUAAUGGAUAGGAGGCGUACAUAUAAAUGCAAUUAUGAAAAUUGCUCCAAAACUUAUUAUAAAAGUUCUCAUCUUAAAGCUCAUAUAAGAACACAUACCGGGGAAAAACCAUUUGUUUGCAUUUGGGAGUCGUGUGGUCGACAGUUCUCACGAUCGGAUGAGUUAUCUCGACAUAAGCGGACACAUACGGGUGAGAAAAGGUUUGUCUGUAAGGUCUGCGACCGAAGAUUUAUGAGAAGCGAUCACUUGACUAAACACGUCAAGAGACAUAUGGCAGCAGAUAAUAAACGUAAAGCUAUUGAACUAAACAUUAGACCGUCUGUACCGAUAAUUAAUCCAUUGGUGACGAGUGUAUCUUCUGUACCAAUCACCACAAGACCUACUUUAUUCAUGAUAUAGACAAUAGUUUUUAAAAUUAUAUACAUUUUUAUUGUUUGAUUCUAAUUCAUUACUUUCAAAAUAUUUUAUGUAAAUUGAGUUAAACAUUCA
Molecule: messenger RNA, 1563 nt
Organism: Oppia nitens
Lineage: Eukaryota; Metazoa; Arthropoda; Arachnida; Sarcoptiformes; Oppiidae
Product: Kruppel-like factor 3
Exons: 4
Coding region: 136-1473 (445 amino acids)
Biological process (GO): regulation of transcription by RNA polymerase II
Molecular function (GO): DNA-binding transcription factor activity, RNA polymerase II-specific; RNA polymerase II cis-regulatory region sequence-specific DNA binding
Source: RefSeq, a predicted model, not a curated record